AUGCCGGCGAUCUUUGAACAACGAUCACUUGCAAAAGAAGAAGAUGCCCGAUGGAGAAAACAACUUACCUCACUUCCUGGGGGAACUGCCCUUAUUCGUCGCAUGGACUCCAAACCAUCCACCAAGCUUCCUCCAAUUGCAUUCUUGUGUCCGGAUAACUCUCGUGAUGCCUCAGCCAGUGCACUGAUCGAACACAAUCAAAUCAGCCGGAUUCCCACUCCAGAUGCUGAGUCGCGGACAUUUGCUUUCAAUUGCUAUUCAUCGUAUGCGACAGCCACAGAUCCAAAUCCUUCCAUGUACACCGUUACUCUGGCAUGCGAGGGCCACAGGUCAACAUGUGGUUGCCCUGACUUCAACAAGAAUGGAGGUGCAUGUAAGCACAUGCGUGCCGCCCUAUUACAGCUGGAUAUUCUUCGGAAGGCCGUCCCCACCGCACCUUAUAUCCAUCUACCUACAUCCGAAGCCGAAGCCCUCCAAAUUCAUAACACGCACCUUGUUGCAACGCCAACCACGGCCCCUACAUACAACCAGUCUCUGGGCUCAAUUGCCACUCGCCCAGUCGCCCGUGCUGCGUUAGCAGUGGAAGAUAUCCUUGGAAGACCAAGUCAAGCAGGCAGCAAGGUUGCCUCUUCGGAAGAGACGGGUGACUUAGCCUGGGUAGAGACAGUGUCGGACGUCGACAGUGAUUGCACAGAGAGUGUGGCGACUGAUGCUGAGGAGGAAGAAGGAGGCGGUCCUUCGGAAUUUGCAGCUCUAGAAGACAUGCCAACCUCUGUGUCGCGUCGUGGUAUCGACCAGCAAACGAUAGCACGAGCACUGCAUGACUUAGAUAGUGUGGCGCCCAAGCUCCGUCAGUUGAGCAUCUUUCUCGAAGAAGUUGGCGCGGGCCCUCACGUACCUAUUGAGCUUUGCGUGAUGGAUCUUGAGCGGGCGAAGAGUGCGAAGGCCGCCUUAGAUGCACUUUCCGCGGAGCUCGGAAGAAUUGGCUCAACGGAAGGAGACGUUCCCGAGACAAACAGCUCAAACAAAGGCGAGGAUCCCAGAGAUGUGCUAACAACCCUGCGAGCAGUACCAGCUACACCCACAAGAAGCUCAUCAAAGCGAGCACGAGAACAUAUCAUUGCUGCUUCGCCCGAGAAGAAGCAGAAGCGCCACGAAUCCUAUUCGUGGCAUUGA
Messenger RNA from Stereum hirsutum FP-91666 SS1, 1176 nucleotides. RefSeq lists its product as uncharacterized. The coding region runs from base 1 to 1176 and encodes 391 amino acids. NCBI's taxonomy places the organism in Eukaryota, Fungi, Basidiomycota, Agaricomycetes, Russulales, Stereaceae. The transcript has a single exon. Gene Ontology annotation, molecular function: zinc ion binding. The record is from RefSeq and is a predicted model, not a curated record.